UCCUAUUACAGAGAUCCAGACUUUUUCAUGGCAAGUUUUUUGCAAGUGGGGGGAGGGCGAAUCUACAACUUUCUCGGCGUGAUGUCUUUUUCAUUCCCAGCCUAAAUGCUUCAAAGGAAUACUUUAUAUGGUUUUAAGUUGAUGGUGCGCUUUCUCUAAAAGCCGAGGACGGUUUUUGUGUGUGUGUGUGUGUGUGUGGAGCGUUUGGGAUUUAGAUAAUGAAGGAAUUCAGGAGGAUCCAGCAAGGAUCGGACGAGAAGUGCAGAAUAAAAAAGUUUGGGAGGACUGCGAGAAAACUCUGAAGCGCCCCGCAGAUUUUCCUCACCAUGCCGCGUUUGGAAACCUAUUCGAAAUCUAAUGAAGAAAACUCCAUCUUUGGGUUUCUUGGGAACCGGGAUAAUUUGAAGCAGUAGAAGUCAAAGUAAUCUCAGUUUUGCACACUUGAAUCUCUCUCACAAGAUGUCUUCCCAGGGUCGCAGGAGCCCCAUUGUUGGAUUUUACGGGAUGCUUUGGGUCUGGGCUGCCUGGCUUUCGGGCUCCGGUGCGGUGUUGUCUCCAAACGGGACCAUAUUUGAGGAUAACUGCAAGAAAACCACAACUUGCGAGGCUCUUAAGUACAACACAUGUCUGGGAUCGCCUUUACCGUACACGCAUACUUCUCUGAUCCUGGCGGAGGACUCCAGCACCCAAGAAGAGGCUUUUGAGAAGUUGACCAUGUGGUCUGGUUUGCGGAACGCUCCUCGCUGUUGGUCAGUCAUCCAGCCUUUGCUGUGUGCCGUCUACAUGCCCAAAUGUGAGAAUGGUCGAGUUGAGCUGCCCAGCCAGAGCCUGUGUUUGGCAACGCGUCGUCCAUGUAGCAUCGUGGACCAGGAGAGAGGCUGGCCAAACUUCCUCAAAUGUGACCAAUUUCCUGUGGGCUGUUCGAAUGAGGUGCAGAAACUGAAGUUCAACACAUCAGGCCAGUGUGAAGCUCCCCUGGUAAAGACAGACAUUCAGUCCAGUUGGUACAAGGAUGUGGAGGGCUGCGGUAUCCAGUGUGACAACCCGCUGUUCACCGAGGAGGAGCACAAUGACAUGCACGCCUACAUUGCUUACUUCGGCACCAUCACCCUCCUCUGCACCUUCUUCACCCUGGCCACAUUUCUUGCCGACUGGAAGAACUCCAACCGCUACCCAGCCGUCAUUCUCUUCUACAUCAACGCCUGUUUCUUUGUGGGUAGUAUCGGCUGGCUGGCCCAGUUCUUGGAUGGCGCGCGCGACGAGAUUGUGUGCAAGAGCGACAACACCAUGCGACUUGGGGAGCCCUCGUCUUCAGAGACGCUGUCAUGUGUCACCAUCUUCAUCAUUGUGUACUACUCCCUGAUGUCGGGUGUGAUUUGGUUCGUCAUGCUGACUUAUGCCUGGCACACGUCCUUCAAGGCCCUGGGCACCACCCACCAGCCUCUGUCUGGCAGGACCUCCUACUUCCACAUGGUCACCUGGUCCAUCCCCUUCGUCCUCACUGUGGCCAUCCUGGCUAUCGCUGAGGUGGAUGGAGACUCUGUGAGUGGGAUCUGUUUUGUGGGCUACAAAAACUACAGAUACCGUGCUGGGUUUGUGCUGGCUCCCAUUGGGGUGGUGCUUGUUGUCGGUGGCUACUUCCUCAUUCGGGGUGUCAUGACUUUGUUUUCCAUCAAGAGCAACCACCCUGGACUUCUGAGUGAGAAAGCGGCCAGCAAAAUCAAUGAGACGAUGCUGAGACUUGGAAUAUUUGGAUUCCUUGCCUUUGGCUUUGUUUUAAUCACCUUUGGCUGCCACUUCUACGACUUCUUCAACCAGGCUGAAUGGGAGAGGAGCUUCAGAGAAUAUGUCCUGUGCGAAGCCAAUGUGACAAUCGCUUCUCAAACCAACAAGCCAAUCCCAGAGUGCACCAUUAAGAACCGGCCCAGUCUGAUGGUGGAGAAAAUCAACCUGUUCUCCAUGUUUGGGACGGGAAUCGCUAUGAGUACCUGGGUCUGGACCAAGGCCACCAUCCUCAUCUGGAAACGGACCUGGUGCAAGAUUAUUGGCCGUAGUGACAAUGAACCCAAGAGGAUAAAGAAGAGCAAGAUGAUUGCCAAGGCAUUUGCAAUGAGGAAGGAGCUUCACAAGGACCCAGAGAAAGAAAUGUCUUUCAGCAUGCACACUGUGUCCCAUGAUGGACCAGUCGCUGGAAUCAACUUUGACAUAAAUGAGCCGUCGAAUGAUAUGUCGUCAGCUUGGGCGCAGCAUGUGACCAAGAUGGUGGCCAGGCGAGGUGCCAUCCUGCCUCAGGACAUCUCUGUUACUCCCACUGGUACUCCAGUGCCACCUCCAGAGGAGAGGAACAGGCUGUGGAUGGUGGAGGCAGAGAUUUCACCAGAGAUGAUAAAGCGGAAAAAGAAGAAGAAGAAGAGGAAGAAGGAGGUGCGUCCAGUGGAGGAGGCGGUGGACCACCAGCCUUAUCAGCAGCGUGAGUUUGGUCGUAGCUCAGUGCCUCGCCUGCCCAAGUUGCCAUGCCACCCCAGUCUGGUUGCUAAUCUGCGGGAACAGCAGAGGCAACAACAGAAGCUGGAGGAGGAAGUUCUGCCAGGGUCCUACCCAGAUUUCCAACCCUCCCACCCCCUGUCCUGUGAGGAGAAGUGCCCCUACCCGCAAUACCAGAGCAGUUGGAACAGCUAUGGCCGCGGCCUGAUCUCUGACCCUCUAACCUUCAAUGACCGCCCAGAGGAUCUGGGUCUUGGCCCACGCUGCCUCCCCUCAGCCUCCACCUGGCAGCCCAGUGGAUCUUCCCGCUAUCCCAGGGAGAUGGAUCUCACCGAUGGGCUGUCAGAGAGGUUAGCCCACGUGGCUCGGGUACCAGCGGGCCGAAGGGCCGGCUAUGGACCAAUUCACUCCCAGACCAAUUUAAUGGAGGCGGAGCUCAUGGAUGCUGACUCUGACUUUUAAGAGCAUAGCUCCAAUUUAUUGCUUUGCGGUACACAGACAGUAAGCUACAAAAAGUGCUGGAUACUUUCAAAAUUCUUACUAAAGUGCACCUAAUUCCCAAUGCCCAGAGCAGAGAACAAGAUGGAACUAAGCUGGUCAGUGUUUUAUUUUAUUUUCAUUUUCUUUUCUUUUUUUUAGAAAAAGCAAAGGGAUAAAGUGAAAAAAUAUGUUGUGAAUAACUUAAUGAAAAAAUAUUUUUUAUACUUUGUGUCCAAUAAAAUUUCAAAGGCAACUCCUUGAUGACAAGACAAUUGAGGCAGCUAAACUUUAUAUGGCUUGAAACCGAUACCUUUAUUCUGAACCCCCUAUGAGUUCAUCUGCCAGCUCAGCCCUGCUUGUGACCACAUAAAACUCUACAUGUGGCAGGGUAAGGUGUCCAGGAUGAAUUGCUAACUUCUCUUUGGAAUUACCAGUAAGGAGAUUUGAUGAUGUAGGCAGUUGAUAAACCUUUUGAAAGUCAGAUGUAUUCUUAAUCUUGGAUUGACUGCUUGUAUUAUAAUUAUUUGAGCUGUCCCAGGGCAGUAAAACCCGAUUCAUACAGAAGACCAUACAGGUAAUAAAAAAAAAAUGCUACGGGCUACUUGCAAAUACUGUUUAACCCAGGUCUUCUUUUUCAUUAUAUUUUAAUGUUCUUAAGACUCAAUUUCUGUCUUCCUACUACUAUUUAGCCAUUUACUUUGUUUAUGUAAAGUUAAUUUGAUGUACUAAUCAUUAUCUCCCUUUCCCUUUUAUUACUAAUAUCACAGAAAUUAUUAUUAUAAGUGACUUUGACAAGUUUAAAGAAUUUGUGAUACACACUGGGACUUAAACAAAAGCCAGAAAGAACUAAAAGAAAUGGAAAAUCUGUAUAAGAUCAUAAGCUCAUUUUGUAUACAAUUGGGUGUUUUAGUUAAGUCAAAUACAUCAGUCUCACAGCUUCACUUUUAUUAUAUUGUCCUUACCUUUCUUCAUGUUAUUGACAUUUGCAAACAAAUACUGACAUGAUUUCGUUAAAACCAGGCUGAAGAGUUGCACUGCCUUCUCUGGUUGAAAGUUAUAAGCCUGUUUAACCUCCGACUCCACCCAGCAUCACUUUAGGUACACCUGUACAUCACUACAGCAAGGUGAAAAGUUAAACUACUAGAGGUCAGUAAACACAAGACUUUCAACGGUGUUAAGUUCCUCUUCAAUCAGCUAUACAUACUAACUCUUUGUAUGGUGCAAUAAACCAACAAUCAGCUUAUUGUUUGCCUGGAGAAAAAUGUAUUAAAUGGCCAUCUUUUCUCAAAAAGUUCUUCUUGUAUAUUUCAGAACAACCUUUCUCCUUGUACAAUUAUUUUUAAAAGUUAUUUUUUUACAGCUGUAUCUCUACUUUUGUUUAUCUGUUGUAUAUAUUCAGUCUGAACUGGCCUUCAUAAGUGUUUCCUCUUCUCCUCAGCCCAGUUGGAAACCUUUUGUAUGUUGCAUUUUUUAGACUGCAGUGGGUUUAGAAGUCACUUUUUGCCCAAAUGCAUCUAUUUUUCUGUCUCUCUCUUUCGAAAUGUGUGUACUGUAUAUAGGUUGUUCAUAGAUACCUCAAUAAGGGUAUUAUUUGUACAGAUUUAUAUAUCGAAUCACUUGAUUACUCUGCUGAUAUGAUAAAUAAAAAGGGAAGAGUCAACUAUGCUAUAAAAAGUUGUCACUGUACUUGUGCUGUAACCAAAAUUCCCCCUAGUAUUUUCAUGUUACGCUCAAUAUGGAUAAAUGAUGCUGAAGUAGACUGUGAUAGGCCGCUUCUUAGCGAUUGCAAAUUAGUUUGUCUAAUGUACGUGUCUAGUUAUUCAUUUGAUUUGUAUGAUAGAGAAUUAUUUAUCUUAUUACUAGUUACCACACUGCUACAAUAACAAUAUAGUGAGUUCGGCAACAAAAAAGCAUACCUAAAAUCCACCAACGUUUAUGUUCAAAGGUUACCACAUAAAGAAAUUAAAUGAAGAUUACUUUGGAAAUUAUGUUUCACUUUUUAUGUCUUGAAAAGUAAUAAAUUCUGUUUUUGUGAGCUGUCUAAAUGAUUUGUGUUGCUUUCAGUGUUUAGUCUCCCAACUGUGUAUAAAAAAGAUUACUGUCACUUUGACUGUGCAGCUGUAUUUUUUUGUUUUUAUAUGUAAAUAAAAGUAACCCUACA
Messenger RNA from Morone saxatilis (striped sea-bass), 5125 nucleotides. RefSeq names its product smoothened, frizzled class receptor (gene smo). Lineage: Eukaryota; Metazoa; Chordata; Actinopteri; Moronidae. The record is from RefSeq and is a predicted model, not a curated record. Gene Ontology annotation, cellular component: plasma membrane; cilium; dendrite. Gene Ontology annotation, molecular function: transmembrane signaling receptor activity; patched binding. The transcript is spliced from 12 exons. Gene Ontology annotation, biological process: smoothened signaling pathway; positive regulation of smoothened signaling pathway; commissural neuron axon guidance. Bases 460 to 2946 code for a protein of 828 amino acids.